GAGAUUUUUACAGGAAACGAAAGUGCUGAAGAAUUUAUUCACAAUUCACAAUUUCCAUUUACGGUAUAGGUAUUACGACAACUCGAGGCAAAACAACUUAUCGGACGAACGACAUUCGGGACGAAUGCACCUACUACAAUGAAUGAGGAUGGUUAAAUACAAAAAAACCUUAUAAUAUCUCGUGUUCCUGUUUAACUGUGUUUUAGCGCUGAAUGUUGUUAAGCUGGAAGGGACUAGAGCUUACUCACACACGCUGGUUACUGUUUACACUUUUAAAUAAUUUUAAAAAUGACUUCUAUAUUAAUCUGAGAUUCAAUGGGAUGGAUGCUUUCUGCAUAUCGAUAGAACGGAUCUGGAUGGAAAUGAAAGAAGGUGAUAGGAUAGCAACAAACUCGGUAUGGAUAGAUCUUUGAAUUUACUAUCUCUAACAUCCAAUGUUCCUGCAUCCUUACAAACUCCUCUUGGUGAUCCUGAAUUUGUAAAACUUCUAGCAAAGCAUCGUUGUUUGAUAUGUCACAAUGUAAUGAGAGAUGCUGUGAUGACACUUUGCGGACAUCGUAUGUGUGAGGGUUGUGUUACUCAGUUGUUAUUUGAUCCCCAGAAUAAAGAACCUGUACACUGUCCUGGAAAAGAAGAUGUCUGUGUUCAACUUAAACCUGAUGAGAUCAGGGGAGAUAAUGGAACAAGAAGAGAAAUAAAAAACUUACCUGUCUAUUGCACAUUUAAAGCUCAUGGAUGCCCAGAAAAGUUACCAUGGAAAGAUUUAAUGACACAUGAAUCCCAAUGUAAAUAUAAACCUAUACCAUGUCCACACACUGGAUGUGAAGCACAGUGUAGUGAAGAUAAAAUGGAAGCCCAUGUAAAAAAUUGUGACUACAGACCUGUCAGAUGUAGCUACUGUGAAGAAACUAUCCCAUUCUGUCUACAAGCAAAUCACCAAAAUAACACUUGCAGAAAAGCAAUUAUUUCUUGUCCAUAUAAAUGUGACCAUGGACCAGGGGCAAGGGAAGAGAUAGAAAUUCAUAUGCAGACAUGCCAGUUAAGACCACAAGAGUGUAAAUUCAAGUCUAUGGGGUGUCAAUUUGUGGGAUCAGAAUGGGACAUGCAAAAACACAAUAAGGAUGCUGCAGAUGAACAUCUACAGAUGAUAACAAUGUAUACAGCUAGCAUGGAUCUACAGAGUAUGGAGAUGAGGCGAGAACUUCAGGACAUAUCAGCUGAAAGAGAUACUUUUCAGCAUAUUAUGGAAAGUAUACAAAGAGACAGCGUAAUGUUGAAAGAUCUGGUGGAGAGUAUCAAACUUGGACAGAAAGAAUUAAAGUUAAAAAUUGUUGAAAAGACGGAAAGAAUAAUUCACCUAGAAAAAAAAGUAGAUGACUCAGCAAAGAAGGAAGUAGUAGAUAAACUUGAAAGAGAUGUACAGUCCGUGAAGGAUAGACAAAUAUCAUUGUCAGAAAGAGUUAAUCAGAUAGAAAGAAGUGGAUUUACUGGUGGAGGGACUGGUAGUCAACAAAACCUACAGGAGACUACAGGUCCACUGGUUACUCAGAUUCAACAACAUGAUAGACAACUUGGCUUACAAGACAUCAGACUAGCAGAACUUGAUCUCAGAUUCCAGGUUUUAGAAACUGCCAGUUACAGUGGAAUACUGAUGUGGAAAAUAAGGGAUUACUCUAGACGUAAACAGGAAGCUAUUUCUGGUCGCACUGUAUCUCUGUACAGUCAACCAUUUUACACCAGUAGGUUUGGCUACAAAAUGUGUGCCAGGUUAUAUCUGAAUGGAGAUGGAAUGGGAAAGGGAACACACUUGUCCCUUUUCUUUGUAGUGAUGAGAGGUGAAUACGAUGCAUUGUUACCAUGGCCCUUCCAACAAAAAGUUACCUUAUUGUUACUGGAUCAGGAUGCUGGAGCUCGUCAUGUCUCUGAUACCUUCAGACCAGAUCCUACCAGUACCAGUUUCAAACGACCUACAUCAGACAUGAAUAUAGCAUCUGGUUGUCCAUUAUUUGUCUCUCAUGCUGUCUUAGAAACAAGAACAUACCUGAAGGAUGAUACCAUCUUAAUUAUAGUUAUUGUGGAUAAUGAUGGAAUCAAUGCUCAAGGUUGAAUGUAAAAUGAUUUACAAAUCCACCUCUUCUGGACCUGGUAAUGAUACUUGAAAAAUAUUUUUUGUUUUUAAGUAACAGAAAAUUCUGUAAAAGAUUCUGAGCAUAUCCUUAAAAAAUAAAAAAAGUAGGUAACUUGAAUUGUAAAAGGUUCUUUUGCAUCUUCUGGACAUUAUUUAUAGUAUGAUUUAUAUUUUUUAUAUAUACAUGAAAAUGUGUUCUGAUGUUUUUAUAUAUUAUUACUCAUUUGUUUUUACAUUUACAGUAUUAUAUAUCUACAAUCUACCUCAUUUAAUCUUUACAACAGUUUGUUAUUUAUUUUUUAUUAUUUACAGUUUUAUAUUUUUAAUUUUUACAAAUCUUUUUGAAUGGUAUUUUGCAUUUAUCAUAUAUAUAUAAGUAUGUAUGAGAACUUACUAUUUAUAUAUAAACAAGUCAGUUAUUCAGUAUGCUAUACUUUUAAGUAGAAUACAGUUAAAGAUCACUCCCUAGUCAUAUCUUAAAUUAAGACGUAAUGCUUAUUAGGGCUUUAUAUAAUUAGUAAAUGAGCAAAAUUGAAAGACUUUUUCAGUAUCCAGUGUAUGGAAAAAAAAACUUUUCCAAUGAAUUUGUUCUUAAGUCUAGAUGUUUGUUACUUCAUAUGGGCUAAAUAUAUAUCUACCAAACAAAGCUCUUUCUGAUUUAUGGAAGAUCCAGAGUAUUGUGUUACAUGUUUGAUACAUAAUUGUUAUAAACUGACUUUCUCUUUCAUAUACAUGAGAUGUUUGCAAUAUUGAUAACUUGAUAGUGAUGGUUUAUGUCUUUCGUUGCUUUUGAAUGAAGAACACAAAGGCAAAAACUACAGUACUUUCAGCAGUUAAAGUAAAGUGAUGAACUUUUUUUUUUACCAGAUUUUCAAAAGAAAAGUAGUUUAUUGAUUUAGGGAUGUAGGACAGAUGGUCAGCUCUCAAACAGUGUCCUCUCAGUGAUAUGAAAAUGCUUUUCAUAUUAAGAUAUGUUGUUUUCUGGUCAAGUUCAAUUUUUAAGAUUUUAUCUUUUCUUGUUGUUAAAUUGUUGACCUUUCAGUUAUUAUACCCCACGCAACGAGUUGCGGAGGGUAUAAUGUUUUUGACCCGUCUGUCCGUCCGUCAGUCCGUCCGUCAGUCCUUCCGUCCGCCCGUCAGUCCUGGUUUUUUGUCAUCGCAACUCCUCUUAAACCACACAACAGAAUUUCACGAAACCUUUUCAGAUAAUAAGGCCAAACUAUGUAGUUGUGCAUAUCAACAGGAAAUUGCGAUUCAAUUUUUUUUCUAGGAGUUACGCCCCUUUGAACUUAUUUACUUUAAUGUACAACCGCAACAGUUUGUCAUUGCAACUCCUCUCAAACCACACAACAGAAUUUCACGAACCUUUUCAGAUAAUAAGGACAUACUAUGUAGUUGUGCAUAUCGACGGGAAAUUGCGAUUCAAUUUUUUUUCUAGGAGUUACGCCCCUUUGAACUUAUUUACUUUAAUGUACUACCGCAACAGUUUGUCAUCGCAACUCCUCUCAAACCACACAACAGAAUUUCACGAAACCUUUGCAGAUAAUAAGGACAUACUAUGUAGUUGUGCAUAUCGACGGGAAAUUGUGAUUCAAUUUUUUUUCUAGGAGUUACGCCCCAUUGAUCUUAUUAGCUUCAAUGUACUUCUGCAACAGUUUGUCAUCUCAACUCCUCUGAAACCACACAACAGAAUUUCAUGAAAUUUUGUAGAUAAUAAGGACAUACUAUUUAGAUGUGCAUAUUGGCAGGAAAUUUAUUUUUCUUAUACAAUUUUUUUUUCUUACACUUAUUUAAUUUCUCCAAUGACAAUGUGGGGACGUGGGGUAUGUGAGCGUGCUCACUAAGGUUCUUUAUUUUUAUCUAUUUUCAUAUUGAGUUAUUUAUCUUUGAACAUUAAAAUGGUGUAAUUAAUAAGUAAAUUAAAAUAUCUUUUGAUUUCUUCCAAAAAUUAAUUCUUGGGGUUCUUUGAAAUGCUGAUUCUAACAAUGUUCUUAUAUUUUGGAAAAAUGGACCAUAAUAGGUAAAUGUCCAAUUUCAAAAUUUUCCAUUCUUUCAUCACAUUACUUUUGUGUCACAAACCUAUGCUAUAUAACAUAUUCAAUAGCAAUCAUAAUUCAUAGCUGUUUAAAGCUUAAUUGUUGUGUCUAAACUUUGUCAACUCUUCAGGAUUUGACCUCUGCAGGAAAAUCCAGUUUGCUAUCACUCUGACAGCCUCUUGUUCAUUUUAAUUUCCUUUUAAAUCCUAUUGUCAGAAUUACAUAUUUGAUAUAGAUUUUCUAUAUUCCUUUAUAUUUAAUAUAGUACUGUUUCAUCAAAUAUAUUCCAUAAUUGUUUAUUCCGUGAUAUUUCAUCACUAGAGGAGAGAAAACUCUGAUCUCAUAGGUGGAUGAAUUUUUUGGAGUCUGCAACGUUUGUCCCAGAAAGCUCGACAUAGGGAUAGUGAACUGGCUGUGUUAACUAAUUUUUUAAAAGCUUUAGAAGGUGGAAGACCUGGAUGCCUCAUGCUAGGAAGUUUCUGUUACUCGCAUGUCCAAUGUCCUUGACCUCAUUUCCGUGGUUCAGUGACUACUUGAAUAAAUAGUAAGGAAUUUUUGUAAUGUUAAUUUGUCUCUUAUUAUAAGUAAUAUGAUAACUAAAUUUGGUAUGUUUGUACCUUGCAAUGUCCUCAUACCCGUCAGACAGUUUUCACUUGACCUCGACCUCAUUUCAUGGAUCAAUAAUCAAGGUUGAGUUUUGGUUGUCCUGUACAUAUCUCAGAUAAUAUAAGUAAUAGGUCUUGUAUAUUCCUUGUAUGGAAGGACUGUAAGGUGUACAUGUCCAACUGGCAGGUGUCAUCUGACCUUGAUCCCAUUUUCAAGGUUCAGUGAUUAUAGUAAAGUUUUUGUAUUUUUGUCUGUUUUUCUUAUACUGUAUGCAAAAUGUCUCCUAUAUUGGGUGUAUGAAAUGAUUGUAAGGUGUACAUGUCUAGCUGGCAGUUAUCAUCUGACCUUGACUUAAUUUUGACAAUUCAGUGGUCAAAGUUAAGUUUUUGAGUUUUGGUCUUUUUUUUCUAAUAAGAUAUGCAAUAGAUCAACUUUGUUUAGUAUAUGGGAAUAUUUUAUGAUCUAUAUGUCAGUUGCGCUGGUUUUAUUUGAUCUUGACCUCAUUUUUACGUUCAUUGCUCAGUGUUAAGUUUUUGGUCUGUUUUUUCAAAAACUAUAAGCAAUAGGUCAACUAAAUAAGUUGUAUGGAAGAAUUGUUAGCUGUACAUGCCUGCCUUGCAUGGUUCAUCUGACCUUGGCCUCAUUUUCAUGGUUCUUUGGUCAAUGUAUAGUUUUCUUGGUUUAUGUGACAGAUGUAAUAAAGCUUUAUAUUGAAGACUAUCAACAUAAUAUCAAUGAUGAGUAAAGAAGGCAAAACAUUUCAGCGUGUGCAGUCUUGUUUUUAUCAUGGUAAGCUAAAACCACUCAUGAACAUAUAUAUGUCUGUAAAUAACACCUGAUGUGAUUGUUAAUUUAAAGACUCCAAUUUUAAUUCCAUUAUUUCCCCUCUUUAAGUUAACCCUUUCCUCCAUAAUGACGCCUUUUGACGCAACUCCCUUUACUCCAUAAUGACGCCUUUUGACGCAACUCACUUUACUCCAUAAUGACGCCUUUUGACACCUGUAUAGUAGUACCUCAGUUAAAACUUUUUGACCUCAAAAUGUUUGCAUCAGACUUAACAAAAUUUGUAUCCAAUAUGAAAAGGAUAUUCAUGAGAAUAUCUUGACUGGAAUUUCAUUGAUGAAAUAUUCGUUUUCCCAAUGCAUUGAUACUUUAAACCUGAUGAUUUUUUUAAUGAAAAAAUCCUAUGCAAAUCUUGAGGAAAGGGUUAAAACUUGAAAAAAAUCAGCUUUUGAUAAGGCAUACAGGUAAUUAGGCGUAUGUUGUUGAAAAGGGCAUUUUUGUAUCACCAAAUUCUACGACAGCGGGAGUAAAAAAAGGCAUGCCCUUGUGCAUUUACCAUGGAGACUUUAUAAUACAAGCAAUAUGCAUCAAAUCAAAUAAAAUUCAUGAAAAAACUAGUAAUUAAAACUAAUUAAAUAUCAGAAUACUUAUUGAAGGUGUUAUUAUGAUAAAAACAUUUAUUCAUUCAGUUCAAUCUAUGAAAAAAAAAGAUUAAUUUGUUUUUCAAUUACCUAAAUGUUGACACUAUUGUUUUCUGUAGAUAAGUUCCAUCGUUUAUAAUCACAAGCACCCUGAAACAGUAAUUAAAUCAGAUAGAUGAGAAGUUAAAGUGUAGUGCUAUACUUAAAAUUUAAAUUGCUGGCAUAAUUGAAAAAAUAAAGACGUCUUCCUGCUGACAAAAAGUAUGCUAUCACAUCUUUGACAAAUAGGCAACUUAUUUCAUUAGUAACUGUAAUACCAUCUGAUUAUAUUGAAUAAACAAAAUUCUGAUCAUAUUAAUACCAUCUGGUCAAAAUGACUAAAAUUCUUAUGUCUGGCCAACAAAAAAAUACCAUCAGAAUAUAAUUUUUGUGAAAUAUUGGAUUUGCUCAUGAAAUAGUUAUAUAUUUAAAAAAUUGGUAACCAGUAACUACUAAACAGCAUAAAAAAACUUAACAUUGAAAAACAAACAUCAUUCAAUGUGUAUAAAUAAAAUAAAAAUAUAUAACAUAAACAAGAAAAGCCAUUGUCAUUUAAAGGUAGUGUAUAAUCAUCAGAUAUUUUAUAUGGAAGAUAGAAUGAUGAUGGAAUUGUCAUAGUUAAUUGAAACAUCGAUGUAAAUCAGAAUAAUAACAAAGUUUUGAUCAUAAAUAGUGGAAACUGAAGUUGAUUUGUGGAUUUUAAAAACAAACUAUGGAUUGGACAUCUAUAUGAAAAAACAAUUCAAAAUUUUAUCUCUUGAAUUAUGACCAAGAAAGAGUUUUUUAUACAGUUUUCGAGGAUAACAAUAAAUGAAUUCAAUAUGUUUAUCAUAAGAUAACAAGUUGUACUACUAGAAAGAAAAAAAUGUGUGUUAUUGAUUUGGCCAAGCUAGUUGGAUUGUUUUAUGGUAUUUUUUUUGUGAAAGACCUCUUUUUAGCAUCAGUGGUAACUUCCAUAAAAUAGGAUUUGAUUUUUAUUCUUUUUUAUGGGUGUUGUCAUUGAUUUCAUAUUCGAUAUUGCUCCAGUUGCAAAGCUGUUAAUCAUAGAUAAUUUUUUGUUCCGGCUGACACACACAAAAAAAAACAGAAUGGGAGACUUGGACAAUGUGGUCAGCAAUUGUAGAAGAUUUGUAACUUGGUAUGUAAGACUGUAUUAGUGUAUACAUUUUAAUUUUCCAUAUCUGUUUUUGACAUACAAGGGUAUGUAUAUUCUUCCAUUAUGUAUUUACCAGGAGAUGCUUGAUUCAUAUAUUCUUGUAUCGCCUUCUGAUUUCGAUUUUUGAUACCAUAUAAAUCAUAGAAGGACUGGUACCUAUUUAUUCGGAUAUGCUAGAUAUGCUGCAGAUGUUGUUGUUUUUGUGUGUUGUCCUUCAAUUUCAAUUUUCAAUUCCCCUUUAAAUACAAAGGGUUGGGAUCUUCUUCCAAUGUGUAUAUACAUUAAGAUGUCUAUAGAAGAUACAGAUACAACUUUAUAUUUUGAUAUAAUGCACAUGAAUGCAGUUUUCUUUAAAAAAAAUUAAAAUAUAGAUAAUAUUUUGGAAUGUGGAAUUGCUGUCAAAAAAGGAUUUUAAGAAGUUAAGCCGAAAGAUUAUGGGACAUGAAUAAAGAUUUAAAAUGCUUGGUAGAUUGUAGAUAUAUAAUUCUUUGAUAAAGUUGGACAACAAAUAUAUUUUUGUAUUCCUGUUUUGAUUUGAAUUUUUCUCUGUUCCGUUCAAGAAGAAUAUAUAAAGGUUCACUUUUUGGCCCCAGAAUAUAACAGCUUUAGGAAAUUGUGAAAACGUAAUCUUUAAGACAUAUUUUUGAAAGUAAAAUGCUUCUGCUACAUAAAUAUGCGCUGUUUUUGACGAUACAAUGCACAAAUAUCGCGUUCUAGCAUCAUAAAGUCAUGCUAAAUUACUGAAAUCUUCAAAAUUUUAGCAUUUUGGUCAAUUUUUAGACGGUUUCCGUCUAAAAUGAAAGUGGCCGCAUUCGUGUUCAUUCAUAAUAUUGAAAUGCAAGUUGUAUCUAGUGAUAAUACAAAACAUAUAUAAAGGUUGAGAAUGAACACGGAUGCAUUCACAUUUAUUUUUGACAAAAACCAUCUGUAAAGUGACGUUUUUUGGCAUAUUUGAUAGAUUUUUCAUAUUUCAGCUUGAAUCAGAGCGUUUAAAAUGACUAAAUCAGUUAAAAUCUUUCCCUUAAACUAAUCGAAUCAAACGAAAUAGACACUAAAGUGUUUAAAAAGUGUCCACAAACUUUCGUUAGAUGAACCUGAAAUUUGAGGCCAAAAUCGGCCCUUACCGGACCUACUCCUUUUGAAAAUCGAACUAUUUAUGUUAGACUUAUCUUAUUUAUUAUGCUGCAAAUAUUAUAUAUAUGUUUAAUGUUUUGAAAAAGUUCAAGAUAGGAAUAUUCUGUUUUGCUAAUUUGUCAUAAAUGAAUAUAGCUGCUAGGGAUUUUAUCAUAUUUCAUGUAAUGUCUUGCUUUAAACAUAAUUUAAGCUUAUUGUUUCUACAUAAAUUUAUUGUAAUGUAGCUAAUCAGUCUUCAAUACCAUGUAAGUUUAUCAUGAUUAUAUUAUUAUUGUAUCUUUAAACUUGAAUUAUACAUGUAAUCAACUGAUAAAUUAAUAUUCAAACACAAUGUAAUAUUUUAUAGCAAAAUUGUGGUAAAGAAGUUGAUAUUCUUUAAUAUAAUAAAUCAUUUAGAAACUUAAGAUGUUUGAAUUAACCAGGUAAAGUUUAUUUGUCAGUAAAAAAAGGAUUAUUUAUGUUUGAGCUGUUACAUUUCUUCUAUGAAUUUAUAAAUCAUUAUUAACUUAACAUCCCUUUACAUAUGAGUAUUUGUUCUAAAAUGUUUUGAAAUUGCAAAACUCAAGUAAACCGACCUUAAAUUAGCAAAUCAAAUUAAAUUAUACUUUUGGAACAUAUAAAAAGAUGAAUAUGCACUUAACAUACGCAGAUUGAAGUUAGUAAUAUGAAAACACUUAUUUUUAUUUGAUACCCAGGUUAGGGUUGGGUCCUGGCACCUAUUGUUGAAUUUCAACAUCAUUUAGUCUCUGAUUAAGAACUCUAAUUGGCAAUUAUAGUAUAUUUUCACAUAUUGUUAUAUGUAUUGAAAAAACAUUAGUCCAAUAGAAACAGAACUAUUUACUUUCUUUUUAUGCCCCACCUACAAUAGUAGUGGAGCAUCAUGUUUUCUGGUCCAUUUGUCCAUCUGUCUCGCUCCAGGUUAAAGUUAUUGGUCAAGGCAGUUUUUGAUGAAGUUGAAGUCCAAUCAACUUGAAACUUUCAUUUUUUACCCCAACUUUCACGGUCAAAAUAAUGAAAGAAAAUGAUAGUGCGAGUGGGGCAUCCAUGACCUAUGGAUACAUUAUUGUUCAAAUUAUUUUGCACAUGUGGUUUACAUAUAGAUAAAAUAUGGUUUAAUGUUGAGAUUUAAUUAUGUUUACAUAUAGCUUUUCUUUGCUGUUAAAGCUAUUUGAAUUUAUUUGCGGAUUAUGUUAAUUCUAAUGAUUAUAACAAUGAGAUGUUGAAUAUCAUCUCCCCAACAGUCAAUGAUGUAUGUAAAGGAUCCCUAAUUAUAGAACUAUGUGAAUAUUAACUAAUCAUCAGUAAAAUAAGUGAUAAUUUCAUGUAAAUAAUUUCAAUCAAAACUUUAUAUAUAUAUAUAUAUGAUUUGAAUUUAAUAUAAAUUGUAUAUUAUUCAGGACUAACAGAUGGACUUGUUAGUUUUAGGCUGGAGUAAGAGUACUGGUAACUUACGAUACAUAUGUACGUCAUAUUAAAAUUUGACCUUAGCAUGUUGAUAUAGUCAUAUCAUGUCAUGAUUCUGAAUGAGAUGGAAAGAAACAUUAAUCAUUUCUACUGGACUCUGUGGUUUGUUAAUGAUACAAGAUAUCAAGUCUUAUUGGGAUGAUUAAACAGGCAGUUUGUGUUUUGUUCCUUAUAAGCAUAUGGUAAAAUUAAUGCCUACAGAAAACUACAGCAUGUGCUAUAUGUUAUUUAUUUGAUAGUUCACAACAACAAUAUUGUAUUGUGUUAGAGGCUUUGGAAAAAUUGAUAAACUCACAAAUGACUAUGGGUCAUUAGGAGUAUUGGAUGCAGAGGUCUAUUAGUUUAUUGGACGUAAAGGAUCAUUUGGGAGUAUUGGAUGCAGAGGAUUAUUGGGAGUAUUGGAUGCAGACAAAGAUGUACAAUUAACAUUUAAUAAAUAACAAAAAAGUUAGAAGAAUAUUAGUGUAUUUGUUGCCCUUGAGUUAGAAAACCUAAACAGUAUUGGGUUGAAAAGAUUUAUUAUGUCAUUUAUGUAAAAAUAAAGUUUGUGUUAUAA
Molecule: messenger RNA, 10543 nt
Organism: Mytilus trossulus (common blue mussel)
Lineage: Eukaryota; Metazoa; Mollusca; Bivalvia; Mytilida; Mytilidae
Product: TNF receptor-associated factor 3-like
Exons: 12
Coding region: 398-2107 (569 amino acids)
Biological process (GO): tumor necrosis factor-mediated signaling pathway; protein K63-linked ubiquitination; regulation of apoptotic process
Molecular function (GO): protein binding; zinc ion binding
Source: RefSeq, a predicted model, not a curated record